UUAAGUGCCGUCUCCCAAUCGGAGGUUAGAUAUCAUCAUGACUACCUUUACUUUAUCUACUGCUACUCUGAACAGUUCUAUAGAACUGCAUUUAAUCCAGUCCCUUAAAUUCUUCAACCAUGACACUCUCCUUCUUCCUAUACUCCUUUCUUCUGUUAUAUUUCCUUGUAUUAUCAGCAUUAGCAGUUCAUAUCGCUGUCCCCUCAUGACGUGUCUCAGAUAUUGUAACUUUCUUAUUUUUAUUGUGUUUAUUAAUGUGUUCUUGCUUCAAUUAUCGAAAACACGUAGCAUCUCAGUGCUCUUACUCUCAGUUCUAAUCUAAGAUCUUUGUAGCAGAAAAUUGUUUUCAUUUUUACAAACGCAUUUCUUGCUAUUUCUAUCCUAGUCCUUAUUUC
Messenger RNA from Diabrotica balteata, 395 nucleotides. The record is from the annotation of a GenBank genome assembly. NCBI's taxonomy places the organism in Eukaryota, Metazoa, Arthropoda, Insecta, Coleoptera, Chrysomelidae.